Molecule: messenger RNA, 698 nt
Organism: Brassica rapa (field mustard)
Lineage: Eukaryota; Viridiplantae; Streptophyta; Magnoliopsida; Brassicales; Brassicaceae
Source: RefSeq, a predicted model, not a curated record
GCCCAAUACGGAUCUUCAAUAAAACAAAAUGCAGUAGCCGGCGACCAGGAAUUUUCCAAGUCAGGUCAAAUCAGAAAUUUUCCACCAUGGAGAUGGAGAUGGAGACGGAGACGGCGAGUCCGUUGGUUCGUUUAUGCUUAGAGGAAGCUUGCAAGAGCAGAGACGCGGUUGGUCGAUGGCGUCUUCAGCGUCGUAGCCUUGAGCGUCUGCCUUCUCACCUCGCCGAUGCUCUUCUCCGCGAGCUCCUCCUCCGCCGUCUGCUUUUCCCUUCGCUACUCGAAGUAUUCAAAUAUUCGGUGGAGAAUAUAGAUCUCCGAGGGGAAAGCUCCGUUAACGGAGAGUGGAUGGCGUACGUUGGAGGCUUUGUUAAUCUGUUCUCUCUGAAUCUUUCAGAUUGUCCCAGGAUCAAUAACUCCACGCUCUGGCCUAUCACAGGAUUAACAUGUUUGAAGGAGUUGGAUCUUUCGAGAUGCUCAAAGGUAACGGAAGCUGGUAUAAAGCAUCUCCAGUCGGUUGUGAAUUUGGAGAAGUUGUGGAUUCCGCAGACGGGAGUUAAGGAAGCUGGGAUCUCUCUUCUUGCUUCACUCAAGAAAUUGUCUCUUCUUGAUUUGGGUGGCUUACCUGUUACUGAUCACAACUUGAGCGACCUACAGGUAUAUGGUUUUAUAUGUGGAUAUUAUAAGAUUAAAUGCCAAUAG